GGAGAAGACGUAGGCGGUGCUAACACGCGAGCCCCGCGACGCUGCUGUGUUUACUUCCGUUAAUAUUUCCAUCCGCCGAACGACAACAAGAAAGGACGAAAAACGACAACCAAAAGGAUUGUCAUCCCUCGACAAGGUAGGAUGCCUUUCUUGGGCAAGGACUGGAGGUCGCCAGGAUGGAGUUGGACCAAGACUGAACAUGGCUGGAAAAGGAUCAUCUUCUAUGGACAUGACAUGGACGAGAUCCACAGAGAGAUCGAAUUUACCUGCGACGACAAAGAAAAUCUAUUCGUGGAGGACAUUUGUGAGCUUGCUAGCGUCAAAAGGCGGAAGAACAUCUACAAUCACAACACCAAAUCUCAGUUUGUUUUCAGGGAUAAAUGGAUCUACGUGCAGAAAGGCAGCACAAAGGAGCGUCAUGGAUAUUGCACCCUUGGCGAAGCGUUGAACCGCCUGGACUUUUCCAGCGCCAUCCACGACUUGAGGAGGUUCAACUACGUGGCAAAACUUUUUCAGUUAAUUGCCAGAUCCCAGCUGACAUCCUUGAGCGGAGCCGCCCAGAAGAAUUAUUUUAACAUUUUAGAAAAGAUUGUACGAAAAGUUGUGGAGGACCACUACAACCCGCGGCUGGUCAAGGAGCUCCUGCAAGAUUUGAGCGCGACGCUACACAGUCUGACGCUGCACGUGGGCCGAUGCGUACUGGUGGGCAACGUCAGUGUGUGGCUGUGCCGGCUGGAGAAUAUUCUCAAGUGGCAGCAGCAGCUCAAUGACCUGCAGAUUCCCAAGCAAAUGUGCCCUGGCAUGUCGAUAAGCGACCUGCCGCUGUACAUGCAGAACAAGAUCCUGUACAACCUUUCAGACGCCUGUGACAUCAUCAACCUGGGACAGGCCACACCCACGCUGCACAUCCUCAGCGAGAACCGCACACUUUGGAAGCGGCUGUGCCAUUUCCACUUCUCCGACAAGCAGCACACGUCUCGGAAUUUGGUUCUCACUAAAAGCGAUAGCGUGGACUGGAAGCUGAUGUACUUCACCCUGCAAAAGCGUUACCCCAUGAAGGAGCAGUACGGCGACACGUUGCACUUCUGCAAGCAUUGUAGCAUUCUCUUCUGGAAGGAUCACCACUUGGCCUUAUUGUUAAAGGACUGUGGCCACCCGUGCACCGCCAACGACCCGGACGGCUGCCUCGUACCGAUUUCGCCGCAACACUUCAUCGAUCUGUUCAGGUUCUAGAUCCUUCCUUCCCUUUUGUCGCGCUCCGAUCAUGUUUACCUUCAAAACAAAAGGGCUUCAAACUGCGCACAACUGUUACCGCGGCGACAGGGAAGAAUUCCUAGUAAUUAGUAUGUUGCGGAAUAUUUUUUGCACAAAUAUACGAAGGUCAAAGACUUCAAAUAUACAUGUACAAAAGUGUAAAGUGAGUUUUAGCAUGGAAGUUGUGAUGCGUAUAUUGUCUUUUUAAGAGAGUUUUUAGAACUAUUGAUCGAUUAACAGAUUAUUAUGACGCUCAUUCCUCUUCUAAUGUUUUAAACGGUGGUCAUGUUAUUUUUUUUCUGUCCCGUUAUAGCAAAACGCAUGCGUCCGUUACGUAUUUUUUAGAGUUGUGAAAUGGAAAAAUGUUAUUUAAGGGUGUUGGGGAACUUUUGUAUCCUUCUAUGAACAUUUUGUAUGAUGUAUUCCUUCCUGUUCAUUGUGUUUCCAUGAUAAUAUUUUGCCUUUGUCUUUGGGACAGGAAGUAGUGUAAUUAAAUGAUUAAAUAUUUAUCAAAAAUUUGAUGUCUUUUUUUUGUAAAGAUGUAGCUAAUUCAAGCUAGCAAGUAUGAUUCUCAAUCUUAUUCAAGCAUCGUAAUGAUGGAAAUCCGUCAGCAGAGGGCGCAAAAGGUCAAUCACGAGAUUGACGAAGAUCAGCGGGAACAACAGUUAGGCUGCCCUGUGAUUAAUUUCAUAAGCAUUAGUGAUUGUUACAGUUGUUGUGGAAUCCUGUAUUGUCAUAUUUUUUGUACAUUAGAAGGUUUCUUGUUCUCAGACAAAUUACAUACAGAAAAUACACAAAAAAGUCACACAUUCACCUGGAAAAAAAAACACCAAAACCAGAAAAAUAAUCACAAAGAACAAAAAAAAAAAAAAAUCAUUGAAA
Messenger RNA from Corythoichthys intestinalis (scribbled pipefish), 2136 nucleotides. It is a transcript of the gene fbxo25, whose product is annotated as F-box protein 25. Gene Ontology annotation, molecular function: protein binding. Gene Ontology annotation, cellular component: cytoplasm; nucleus; SCF ubiquitin ligase complex. Lineage: Eukaryota; Metazoa; Chordata; Actinopteri; Syngnathiformes; Syngnathidae. The transcript has 11 exons. The record is from RefSeq and is a predicted model, not a curated record. The coding region runs from base 142 to 1233 and encodes 363 amino acids. Gene Ontology annotation, biological process: protein ubiquitination.